CCGAGAAGCGGAUUUGAGACAAUCGACUCUCCCCCGGCCGGCUGAAGGUCGCCGAGCUCACUGUUCACACUGAUCGAUGCUGAUCAAAGUGAAAGUUAACGUCGACCCUGGUUACCAACGUCCUCACUCAAGCUAUCCGAUAACUCAGUGUCGAGCACCUCUGCUUCAUUGAACAGGCAACCAAGAUGGCAGCAAUCUUCGAGGAACCAGCACCCGAUUUUGAGAACUUCGUUCUGACACCGAAGUCGCAUCCCGUACAACACACAGAAUGCUUCAUUCCGGCAGCGACACCGCAAUGUCAUGCUUCCAAUCUCUUGAUCCUAGAUAAUGGCGAGAUGCUCUGCGCUUGGUUUGGAGGCACACAAGAAGGCAAACCAGACAUCAGCAUUUAUCUCUCUCGUCGAUCAAUAGGCUCAACAUCCUGGACCAAAGCCAAGAAAGUCACAUUCGAUACCACGAGAAGUGAGCAGAAUCCUGUUUUGUUCCAGACUCCAUCUGGCGAGGUCUGGUUGCUGUACACAUCCCAACACCUUGGUGAUCAAGACUCCGCUUUCGUCAAGAAGCAAGUCUCGCUUGAUAAUGGCUAUACAUGGAGCGAGCCAGAGGCGCUCUUUACCGAACCUGGAACAUUUAUUCGACAGCCUGUCGUCAUUCUCGAGAAUGGCUCGUGGGUCGUGCCAACGUUCAGAUGUCGCUCAGAACCAGGCGAGCGAUGGGUCGGCAACGAUGAUAUAUCAGCCAUCCGCGUCUCUCAGGAUCAAGGCAAGACGUGGAUCGAAAGAGAAGUGCCCAAUAGCUUUGGUGCAGUACACAUGGAGAUCAAGCAACUCAAGGAUAGAAGCUACCUUGCCCUAUUCCGCAGUAGGUGGGCCGAUUUUGUCUACAAAGCGACUUCUUCCAAUGGUAUCGAUUGGUCUGAGCCAACGGCAACAACUCUCCCCAACCCAAACGCCGGAAUCUGCUUCGAUGUUCUGCCGUCAGGGCGAGUGCUUGCCGUCUACAAUCACUCCUCCCGCCUCAAUGCACAGGGUCGAAGAGAAGGACUGUACGACGAUAUCGCAGCUGCAGACGAUGUUCGAUCCAACCAAGCAAGCAAACAUGCUGGCAAGGAGGCAUUCUGGGGCGCACCAAGAGCUCCUUUGUGUCUCGGAUGGAGUGAUGAUGACGGAAAAUCGUGGAAACACAGGAUUCUGGAGGAAGGUGAUGGAUACUGCAUGACGAAUAACAGUGAGCAGAAGCUGAAUCGGGAGUUGAGCUAUCCGAGUAUGGUACUGGGAGAGGACGAGGUGGUGCAUGUCGCUUUCACAUUCUGGAGGCAAGGGAUAAAAUAUGUACAGCUGAGUUCAGAUGUGGUGAACAGCUUGUAG
This is a messenger RNA of Cercospora beticola, 1367 nucleotides long. Its product is annotated as sialidase family protein. Lineage: Eukaryota; Fungi; Ascomycota; Dothideomycetes; Mycosphaerellales; Mycosphaerellaceae. The record is from RefSeq and is a predicted model, not a curated record.